Cololabis saira (Pacific saury) is the source of this 1056-nucleotide messenger RNA. RefSeq names its product sorcin-like. The transcript is spliced from 8 exons. Gene Ontology annotation, molecular function: calcium ion binding. The record is from RefSeq and is a predicted model, not a curated record. Bases 198 to 752 code for a protein of 184 amino acids. NCBI's taxonomy places the organism in Eukaryota, Metazoa, Chordata, Actinopteri, Beloniformes, Belonidae.
UCGUCCAAUCAGAACGCAGCUGGGUGACAUUCACUCAGGAAAUGUGUUAAUUCAUGAUUUUCUUUACAAGUAGUAGUUCUUUAGAAGUACUUCCGCCAUCAACGCGAGGUUACUAGUCCGGCAUUUAUUCUGCAAACACACCCUCCCCAGUUGAAGGAUUUCAUCUCGAUUGUUCGCCUCCUCGUUUCUUCGCUGAAAUGGCCUAUCCCGGAUACGGCGCACCCGCCGCAGGAUUCCCAGGAAUGCAACAAGAUCCUCUCUAUGGAUAUUUUGCAGCAGUUGCUGGACAGGAUGGACAGAUCUCACCAGAUGAGCUGCAGCGCUGCCUCACACAGUCUGGCAUCUCUGGUUCUUACCAACCCUUCAGCCUGGAGACGUGCAGACUGAUGAUCAACAUGCUGGAUAGGGACAUGUCCGGCACCAUGGGCUUCAACGAGUUCAAGGAGCUGUGGCAGGCUCUCAACGGCUGGAAGGGAACCUUCGUCUCCUUUGACCGGGAUCACAGCGGGACCGUCGAGGGCCACGAGAUGCAGCAGGCCAUUAGAACUAUGGGAUAUGGUUUGAGCCCUCAGGCUAUGAACUGCAUCAUGAAGCGAUACAGCAAUCAUGGACGAAUUGCCUUCGAUGAGUUCGUUAGCUGUUGUGUGAGGCUUCGUGCUCUGACCGAUCAGUUCCGAAGGAGGGACACGAGCCAAAGUGGAAAUGCAUCAUUUCAGUAUGAUGAUUUCAUCCAGGUCACCAUGAGCGUAUAAAAGGGACAAGAAACAACUGGGACACACAAGCCUUUUAACAUUUUCAUAUUAUGUAUGUACUUUUAAUCAUUGUUGUACAAACCAGAUCCAAAUGUAACAUUUCAUUUUACUACGAUCUUUUUUUAAGUAGUCCAUAUUAUGACAAACUAAUAUGACUAUAAGUACAUCUUGCUAUACCACUAUUAAACACUUGAGUACCUGUGGACUGCAACAUAUUAUCCCUCUCACAUUUAAUGGAGUCGGUGUGUAAUGCUGACUAUCAUAUGUCUGUCAACGCUGUUAGAAAUAAAACAUUAUAGACUAA